AUGCGCACUCUCAGUUUCCUCUUCGCCGCUCUGGCGCUGGUGACCGGGAUGUACAGGUUCCUCGACGCCUGCCUGGAGAACUUCUACAUAUUCGACAAGGACCAUCUGCACGAUGUGUCCCAGCGCGCAAUUGCCGCCCACGGCAAUGACACUCGCUCGAUUGUCCAGUACAUCGUCUCCGAGUUGGACGAAAAGGUCGGCGACACCCACCUCAACAAGGACGAGGAAUGGGUCUUCAACAACGCCGGCGGCGCAAUGGGCGCCAUGUACAUUAUCCAUGCCAGUAUCACCGAGUAUCUGAUCAUCUUCGGCACUGCCAUCGGCACUGAAGGACACACCGGACGCCACACCGCAGACGAUUACUUCAACAUCCUCCAGGGCACCCAGCUUGCCUACGUCCCCGGUUCCUACGAGCCCGAGGUCUACCCGGCCGGUAGCGUUCACCACCUUCGCCGCGGUGAAGUCAAGCAGUAUAAGAUGGAGGCCUCUUGCUUCGCCCUCGAGUAUGCCCGCGGCUGGAUCCCUCCCAUGCUUUUCUUCGGAUACGCCGAUACCUUCUCGAGCACCCUUGACUUCCCGACCUUGUGGGCUACCUCGCGCAUCACUGGACGUGAGAUGAUUUCCAAUUUGCUCAAGGGCAAGUUCUAA
Messenger RNA from Aspergillus puulaauensis, 648 nucleotides. RefSeq names its product C-8 sterol isomerase ERG2 (gene erg2). The transcript is spliced from 3 exons. The record is from RefSeq and is a predicted model, not a curated record. Bases 1 to 648 code for a protein of 215 amino acids. Gene Ontology annotation, cellular component: endoplasmic reticulum. Gene Ontology annotation, biological process: ergosterol biosynthetic process. NCBI's taxonomy places the organism in Eukaryota, Fungi, Ascomycota, Eurotiomycetes, Eurotiales, Aspergillaceae.